AGGAGAGGAAGAGCUGCCGGAAGUAGGCGGUGGAGGUUGUGGCCCGGCGGACAGCAGCUACCUGGGAACUGGGGUGCGGAACUCGCGGUCAGCAGAAAAGGCAGGCUGGGGGUUGUCUCGGUGUUCGGCACCCAGCAGGCCGAGGUCUCCUUUUUCCUAGGCCAAGGGUCUCUGGUCCAGGAGCCGCCGCCGGACCCGGGCCUUUCCUUGAGCCGGCCAGGGGACAUCACCGUGAGGGACUGCGGAGCGGGGCUCGGACGUCGCUGACAGAGCGGGGGCUCGGGAUUAGGCUGGAGGAGCAGGUUCUCUCUGGCUAGGGAGCUGCUCUGGGCUGGGGCCCGGUAGUCCUCACCUCGGGCUGGGACAGGGGUCUCUGGGGGCGAGGGGGGCGAGUCGCCCUCUGCCCCCGCUGGCACCCUGGCUAUGACUGGCAAGUCAGUGAAGGACGUGGACCGGUAUCAGGCGGUCCUGGCCAACCUGCUGCUGGAGGAGGAUAACAAGUUCUGCGCGGACUGCCAGUCUAAAGGGCCACGAUGGGCUUCCUGGAACAUUGGUGUGUUUAUCUGCAUUCGAUGCGCUGGGAUCCACAGGAAUCUGGGGGUGCACAUAUCCAGGGUAAAGUCAGUUAACCUUGACCAAUGGACUCAAGAACAGAUUCAGUGCAUGCAAGAGAUGGGAAAUGGAAAAGCAAACCGACUUUAUGAAGCCUAUCUUCCUGAGACCUUUCGGCGACCUCAGAUAGAUCCAGCGGUUGAGGGAUUUAUUCGAGAUAAAUAUGAGAAGAAGAAAUACAUGGACCGAAGUCUGGACAUCAAUGCCUUUAGGAAAGAAAAAGAUGACAAAUGGAAAAGAGGGAAUGAGCCAGCUCCAGAGAAGAAAAUGGAACCUGUUGUUUUUGAGAAAGUGAAAAUGCCACAGAAAAAAGAGGAUCCACAGCUACCUCGGAAGAGUUCUCCUAAAUCCACAGCACCAGUCAUGGAUUUGCUGGGUCUUGAUGCUCCAGUGACCUGCUCUAUCACAAAUAGUAAGACAAGCAAUACCCUAGAGAAGGAUUUAGAUCUUUUGACCUCUGUUCCAUCCCCAUCUUCUUCAGUUUCCAGAAAGGUGGUAGGUUCCAUGCCCACUGCAGGGAGUGCCAGCUCUGUUCCCGAAAACCUGAACCUGUUUCCAGAACCAGGGAGCAAGUCAGAGGAAGCAGGCAAGAAGCAACUCUCUAAAGACUCCAUCCUUUCACUGUAUGGAUCACAGACACCUCAGAUGCCUGCCCAAGCAAUGUUCAUGGCUCCUGCUCAGAUGGCAUAUCCUGCAGCCUAUACCAGCUUCCCUGGGGUAACGCCUCCUACCAACAUCUUGGGGAGCAUGAUGCCCCCACCAGUAGGCAUGGUAGCUCAACCAGGUGCCUCUGGAAUGGUUGCCCCCAUUGCCAUGCCCACAGGCUAUAUGGGUGGCAUGCAGGCAUCAAUGAUGGGUGUGCCAAAUGGGAUGAUGGCCACCCAGCAGCCUGGCUAUAUGGCAGGAAUGGCAGCUAUGCCUCAGACUAUGUAUGGGGUUCAGCCAGCUCAGCAGCUACAAUGGAACCUUACCCAGAUGACUCAGCAGAUGGCUGGGAUGAACUUCUAUGGAGCCAAUGGCAUGAUGAAUUAUGGACAGUCAAUGAGCGGCGGAAAUGGGCAGGCAGCAAGUCAAACUCUCAGUCCUCAGAUGUGGAAAUAAAAACUAGACACCAGUUUAGUUUUUAUUUUAAAAACUAGCUGCCAGUCUCUUCACCCUUGCUCUCCCUCUGUCUCGUGUUUUCCCAUCCCCUUUCCCCUCUCCACCCCCCCUUGCCUACCUCUACAUUUGGUUUAGAAAUUAUUCAAUAAUUCAUUAAGGUUUGGCAUCCUGCCCAACCUAGCCAAUUCUCAAACAUGCAGACCUCUCUGUUGCUUUAUGUUGUUCAUGUCUGAAGCCAUCCCAGCACUCCCAGCCAUGGCCUUUAUUCUGUCCUGCACCAGCACCUUAGAAAUUGUUGGCAGAAGGCACUUAAACUGUGGGGAUAAUGCAUACAUCUUUCAGUACCUUCCCUUGAGGCUGAACCUGUCAGGGACUCAUAUAGUUUGGAGGAUUGUGUAUGAGGAGAGAGCAGAGGGCCUCCUACAUGUUAAUAGGCUGUUGUCACAUGUUUGAACUUUCAAUUGAAGAGGAAAGCAUCCUGUUCUCAUGCUUUACGUGAAUGAAGAAACAACUGCAAUCACAUUAAAUACUUCUCUGGUCUUGGAUCAGGUUGACCCUAGCCUUGGGGUGAAGCAAGCCCUUCCCUAAAAAGAUGAGCAAAAAUACUACUCUAUUUGUCCCAAGUUGCUUUCUCGGCCUGGGGCUUUAGCACUUCCUGCUUCAGUCACCUUUAUGAGCACCAAAGACUCUGAAGGUCCUACACACAGACCUUCACUGCCUCCAGCAGGAUCCAGCACUUCCUAGGACCGCAGAGCUCAGUGUGUGCACUGCUUGUGUGUGCAUAUGCGUGGAUCCCUUGUCUUGCCCCUCCCCUUCUGCUCUGGUAUUUUUGUUUUUAAGUUUACAACAGGGGGGGAGUUAAUUUAUCAACAGCUGAAAACUAUUGCCAGUUUUUCUUACAGUUUAAAAAAGAUUAUGGUCUCACAGAUAGCUCCCUGUCUCAUUCCCUCCCUCAGCCCAGGGACUUGGGGACUCUGUUGUCCACCUAUUCCAGGUGAUGAGGCAGAGUCUGGGCAGCUUUCUUCUCAUCCAUUAUUAAUCCUGUCUGAAAAUUCAAGCAAGAAAACUUUGCUUAAAAGACUUCAUGUGUGGGAACUACAAUGCCUGGUUGCCUUUCUCCUGUGUAUGUGUAAAUUCCUCAAUAAAUAUUGCAGGGAAGGCCCA
Molecule: messenger RNA, 2877 nt
Organism: Octodon degus (degu)
Lineage: Eukaryota; Metazoa; Chordata; Mammalia; Rodentia; Octodontidae
Gene: Smap2
Product: small ArfGAP2
Exons: 10
Coding region: 424-1713 (429 amino acids)
Molecular function (GO): GTPase activator activity
Source: RefSeq, a predicted model, not a curated record